ACCCAGGCUGGAAGUGGAGCUGUCACAAACCACAGGUCUGAGAUGCGGGCCUUGGUGCUACUCCUCUGGGCCGGAACCUUACUUGGGCAAGUCAACUGCCAGAAUGUCGCCAGCAGCUCUGAGGGCUCCCCAGUCCCUGACAGCACUGGGGAGCCAGUGGAGGAAGAGGAUCCCUUUUUCAAGAUCCCUGUGAACAAGCUGGCAGCAGCCAUCUCCAAUUUCGGCUAUGACCUAUACCGCCAGAGAUCCAGUGCCAGCCCUACUGCCAACGUGCUCCUGUCUCCACUCAGCAUGGCCACAGCCCUGUCUGCCCUUUCGCUGGGUGCAGAACAACGAACGGAAUCCAUCAUUCACCGGGCUCUCUACUAUGACUUGAUCAGCAAUCCUGAUAUCCACAGCACCUACAAGGAGCUCCUUGCUACCGUCACUGCCCCCCAAAAGAACUUCAAGAGUGCUUCCCGUGUUGUCUUUGAGAGGAAGCUGCGGGUGAAAUCCAGCUUUGUUGCAGCACUGGAAAAGUCAUAUGGGACCAGGCCCAGGAUCAUGACUGGCAACCCUCGCAUAGACCUGCAGGAGAUUAACAACUGGGUACAAGCCCAGAUGAAAGGGAAAGUUGCCAGGUCGACCAGGGAGAUGCCCAGCGACAUCAGCAUUCUGCUUCUGGGUGUGGCUUAUUUCAAGGGACAGUGGGUAACGAAGUUUGACUCCAGGAAGACCUCCCUCCAGGAUUUCCACUUGGAUGAGGACAGGACUGUGAGAGUCCCCAUGAUGUCGGACCCCAAGGCGAUUUUACGUUAUGGCUUGGAUUCUGAUCUCAACUGCAAGAUUGCUCAGCUGCCCUUGACUGGUAGUAUGAGUAUCAUCUUCUUCCUUCCCGUGAGAGCAACACAGAACUUGACUAUGAUAGAAGAGAGCCUCACCUCUGAAUUCAUUCAUGACAUAGACCGAGAGCUGAAGACUAUCCAAGCAGUUCUGACUGUCCCCAAGCUGAAGCUGAGUUAUGAAGGCGAAGUUUCCAAGUCCCUACAAGAGAUGAAACUGCAAUCCUUGUUCGAAACGCCAGACUUCAGCAAGAUCACAGGCAAACCUGUCAAACUCACUCAAAUGGAACACAGGCUUGGGUUUGAGUGGAAUGAAGAUGGUGCAGGAACCACUCCCACCUCACCCCUGCAGGUUACCCGCCUCACCUUCCCCCUGGACUAUCACCUUAACCAACCUUUUAUCUUUGUACUGAGGGACACAGACACAGGAGCCCUUCUCUUCAUAGGCAAAAUUCUGGACCCCAGGGGCACUUAAUGCCCCAGUUUAAUGUCCCAGUAUCCUGGAAGAAAACUAGAAGAAUGGCAAGAACACAUUACAUGAAGGUGCUCCUAUAGUUUCUAUGUAUGCUUUGCAAUA
This is a messenger RNA of Dipodomys ordii (Ord's kangaroo rat), 1398 nucleotides long. RefSeq names its product serpin peptidase inhibitor, clade F (alpha-2 antiplasmin, pigment epithelium derived factor), member 1 (gene Serpinf1). NCBI's taxonomy places the organism in Eukaryota, Metazoa, Chordata, Mammalia, Rodentia, Heteromyidae. Gene Ontology annotation, molecular function: serine-type endopeptidase inhibitor activity. The transcript has 8 exons. The record is from RefSeq and is a predicted model, not a curated record. Gene Ontology annotation, biological process: negative regulation of angiogenesis; negative regulation of endopeptidase activity; positive regulation of neurogenesis. The coding region runs from base 43 to 1296 and encodes 417 amino acids.